AUGACACCACCUGUGCUGGACGUAGAACUUAUAAGAAGGCUUUAUCCCUUUUUAAGGGGAACAUGGGAACAUUAUGAAAAUUUCGAUACAUCUGCUGAGAUUACUGUGAAGAACCAAAUAUACGAUAAAUUCUGUAAGGAACUUAAAGAUUAUAUUAAACCAUAUCAAGAUAAGUUCUAUGAUUUAUGUUUUAAAGUUGUAAGAAAUCUGGGUAUAUUUUGUAAUGAUUCCCAAGUUUGCAAGUCUGGCUCAAAUCACUGUAAUAAUUUAAACAUCUGGUUAUAUAAUUACAAAAGAAAAAAUCAUAUUCAUAGUAAUCUUAUUAGUUACAUUUUCAAACUUAUUAAAAAUAUAUCUACUAGAAUAGGAUAUAAUAAUAAUUGUCCUUACUAUUCUUACGAUACAAAUUUUUUUGAACCACUUGUCAUUACAGUUAUACAUAUAUUUCAGACGAAUAUAGAUGUCAUUGUGAAAACUUUGCUUGAGCAUGAUGAUUCAUUAAAGUGCUCGUGUCGAGAAUUUGUUCAUAAAGUGGUAAAACUAUAUAAAGGUAUGAAAGAUAAGUAUUGCUCUGGGAAGUGGACUGCAUAUCCUAAAAUAAAAGAAAGAACAUGUUCAUAUUUAAAUGAAUUUAAGAUAAUAUAUAAUGAAUAUCUUUAUAAGAAAGCUUCCUUAAAUGAAAUAAUACCAUCCUUGGAAACGGAACAAGAUGAAGUUUUAUUCAUAUGCCAAUCGAGUUAUGAAAAAAAUUUAUCAUCAUUAGUAGAUCAAAUUCUACCAGUCCCACUCGAAGAAGAUGCAGAAUUAUUCACAAUAGAAUCAGAUGAUACACUAAUCGAACCACAACAACUCGAACACCCAAAUUUAAGUUUAUAUAUAAUAAAAAUUUUACCCUACACUCUUGCUAUAUUUGCUGGAAUAUCUUCCCUUUUGCUGUUAUCUUAUAAGUUCACCCCAAUUCGUAACUUGUUUCGUUCCAGAAAAAGAGCAAAAACAACAAGAAACACUUAUAAUGAAGAUCUGGAAAAUGAAUCAUUUUAUCACAUGUCUGAUAAUAUGAAUAUAAUUUCAUAUAAUCAGAGAUAUGACAUAACAUAUGGAAAUUUAUGA
Messenger RNA from Plasmodium gonderi, 1110 nucleotides. Its product is annotated as variable surface protein. Lineage: Eukaryota; Apicomplexa; Aconoidasida; Haemosporida; Plasmodiidae. The transcript has 3 exons. The record is from RefSeq and is a predicted model, not a curated record. Bases 1 to 1110 code for a protein of 369 amino acids.